UUAUCUGUUCUCACAGUCUAUAGUGGAUUGUAGAAAAAAUUAAAAGAAGUCAUGUUUCUUGUCACGUAUUAUUUUGAUGAUUGAUAAAUUUGCAAAAAAUGUAAAUGAUUUAACUGAAUGCAUUAUGCUUCAGUUUCUUAAUUCACACCUGAAUAUGUGAUUGAAUGGAACCUUUUUUCAAACGAAUAGGUUUAAGACUGCAAGUUUCAAAUAUGAUUCAAUUUCACUCUUUUCUUGGAGUAUUCCUGGCUCUUUCAAUGAUAAAAGGAAUUCCAGCAUUGAUUAUCGAGGACAGAAUUGUUGAUGGAUACCUUGCCAAGCCUGGAGAAUUUCCUCAUCAGGUAUCAUUACGAGAGAAAUUUACCAACGACCAUUUUUGCGGAGGAUCUAUUAUUGAUCAUUAUCACAUAGUGACAGCGGCUCACUGUGUAGAGGACGAUCCAGUCCCGCCAUUCAAUUUCACUGUAUCUUAUGGUUCUAUAAAUCUGAAUGACAACAAAAAUACAGUUUACAAUUCACCUAGAAAAGUUUUCGUUCACCCGGCAUUCUCAUUAUCUACACGGCACCGUGAUAUAGCCAUUGUCAAGCUGAAAAAGCGUAUCAACUACAACAAAUUUAUACAGCCUAUCCGACUCAACAGCAGAAAUAUAACAAAUGGACAAAGAUGCGUCGUUAGCGGCUGGGGAAGAUGGGCUAGUACUAACUUCACCCAACAUCCAGAACUGAAAGCGGCUCAUGUACAUAUUGUGGAUGUGAUGGAAUGUAAAAGGAACUAUUCGGACACCAAAUGGAAAAUGGACCCCAAAACUAUAGUAUGUGCUGGGAAUAGCAACGGUGGCAAUAAUACAUGCAGGGGUGAUUCAGGAGGCCCGUUGACUUGCAAAAACAAAAUGGUGGGUUUAUCUUCGUGGGGACGCGGUUGUGGACUUCCGGGAUAUCCAAAAGUGUUCACUAAAGUGAGAUCCCACCUUAGAUGGAUCAGGAAAUGUGGAGCGCGUCCUUUGUACGGUUAUAAUUCAAACAGUUUAAUAAGCGAUGAGCUACAGUUAGAAAAUGAUGAGAAUGAUUACGAAUAGAUGAGUAAAACCAAAUUAUACAAAACAACAAUGUAUACUGGUAUUGCUGGGGUUGUUGAUUGGAACAAUAUCUAUUAUUACAGUAAUGAUAAACUGUUACGGUUACAGUAAUAAUAAUAAUCUAUUACUAUUACGGUAAUAAUACCAUAGAGAAACAAUAACAUAUCCCAUGGUAUAGGGCGUUUAUGUCACAACUUUUACUGUUAUCUCAAGCCGAUAGUCCAUUUAGUUCUUUCCCGUGAAGCUGUAUGACGCUGGUAGUCGCUCAUAUUGUGCCAUUCAUACACUCUCACUCGGUCAAAACAGUAAAAAUCGUCAAUAAUCGACAGUAAUCGGCUUGAGAUAACAGUAAAAGUUGCGACAUAAACGCCCUAUACCAUGGGAUAUCUACUUACGCUAUUGUUUCUCUAUGAUAAUACUCUAUUCCUGUCACAGUAAUAAUAAUUUCUAAUAACCGACUCUUCAAUGAAAUUUAAAAUUGCAAACACAAGGUAAUUCUGACCAACUUUUUACCAGUUCUGAAUUUCCUCAACAAUAAAGGUUAUAGUAAUGAUAUAUUUAAUAUAUUUUGCCUUUAUAGCUCAAUAAAUUAUGUACUGGAACAUUCAAUUCAGUUAUUUUACAUGUAUUUUUAAUACUUGUAAUGUUCAAAUAAAAUUUUCAACUUUCUUUUC
Messenger RNA from Nilaparvata lugens (brown planthopper), 1750 nucleotides. RefSeq names its product trypsin II-P29. Gene Ontology annotation, molecular function: serine-type endopeptidase activity. Gene Ontology annotation, biological process: proteolysis. Lineage: Eukaryota; Metazoa; Arthropoda; Insecta; Hemiptera; Delphacidae. The record is from RefSeq and is a predicted model, not a curated record. The transcript is spliced from 7 exons. Bases 165 to 1076 code for a protein of 303 amino acids.